CGGUACCUCAAUAGCAUGGAUUGUGACUGUUUGAGUUAACAGUGGAAGAAUCAGGCGGUUUAGACAAGGAAGAGAAAGGAAGAUGAUUAAAAAAUGCUAAGGAAGGAGAAAAGAUCCAACUUAAGUGAGCAUGGUCAGGGCUUUCUUCUGGCUUUUUUAGCAGGAACAAUGGCUGCCCUAGGUUCAGUGUUUGCCAAACUUGCAUUUAAUGGGGGCAUCAUUAGCCAGGCAUGUGAAGUCAUGGUUGAAGUAACUGUGUGUAGUAAGCUGAAGUGGUACAUACAAGGUGUAUGCUUUGGACUGAUAUUUAUCAGUAAUGCCCUGAUGUGGACCUGUUUUACCAAGAGUCUACAGCUGUGUACAUCUUCCCUGGAGGCCACAGUCAUCAACACAGCAACCAACUUUCUAGUCAGUGCGCUCAUUGGCUGGAUGUUUUUUCAUGAAGGACUUUCACUGAAAUGGUGGAUAGGUUCCCUCCUCAUACUAUUAGGUCUCAUGCUAAUCCACAGAGGAGGUGAUGAGACAACACCACAGAAACAUCAUAAAGAUUCAUGAUAUUUCACAGAGGAAGUGACCAAACUACACCACAAAGACAUAAAGAAUAUUUCACAGAGGAAGUGACCAA
This is a messenger RNA of Ylistrum balloti, 625 nucleotides long. RefSeq names its product transmembrane protein 42-like. Gene Ontology annotation, cellular component: membrane. The coding region runs from base 94 to 555 and encodes 153 amino acids. The record is from RefSeq and is a predicted model, not a curated record. NCBI's taxonomy places the organism in Eukaryota, Metazoa, Mollusca, Bivalvia, Pectinida, Pectinidae. The transcript is spliced from 4 exons.